Messenger RNA from Lytechinus pictus (painted urchin), 10517 nucleotides. RefSeq lists its product as uncharacterized. Lineage: Eukaryota; Metazoa; Echinodermata; Echinoidea; Temnopleuroida; Toxopneustidae. The record is from RefSeq and is a predicted model, not a curated record. Bases 27 to 2657 code for a protein of 876 amino acids. The transcript has 2 exons.
GACUCAUUGAAGACAGACUGAGAGAAAUGGGUCAGCAGAACUCCAGGGAGGGAAGCCCAUCACCCAUCCCUUCAGACUCAGGAGUAUCGAUGAAGGGAUCCUCAUCGUUGGAGCUCACCCACAGGGUCCACUCUCCAUCCCCAAAGACACCUGCUUCAAAUCCCACCGCUGCCACUAAACCUGACACUGGAUCAGAAGACAAACUCCAACACGGAAAUUCUGUUGCUUACCAAACCUCAACGCACUCCUCAGAUUUUGCAGAGUACAAGCACAAGCUUGAAAGAAGGAAACGCAAACCUGCUAUUGAGAAUCAGGACACAUCUAUCAAGGUAGCAAAGACAGCCAGUGAGAGUGAGGGAAGGUUUGACUCUGAUAGCUCCAAGCAGACUUCCUCGGGAAACUCCUCAGCAAAUGAACCUGUAGCUACUGAAAUUAGUCAUACUGCAAGUGUGCCAUUUUCAACAGACCAAAAAGAUAGUAGAAAGCAGGAUGUAAUCAUCCAGAACCGGGAUGUGAUUGUCACACCUCGCAGUCAGUCUCAGCGUUCUUCAGAAGCCUUUCAUGGGGCCUGUGGAGAAGAAGCAAUGGACUUAUCAGUUCGACCUACAAAAGACUCUUUUAUGGAAGGACUUGGUCAUGAGCAUGUAGGUCAGAGAAAAUUGUCUUUAGCUAAUGAUAGGGAUCCUUCACAUCCAACUUAUCAAUCCACCUUGAGAAGGGAAAGAGGUACUGGUUAUGUAGGUGUGUACGACAGUUCAGACCUCUCUGAUGGAAGUCAACAUUGUGUAUCCCCACAGCCUAGUUUGAACAAUAACAAAGUACCCUCGAAUGACUCUGGGUCAGACUUUGAUAGCUGUUCAGGGUCCCCAAUGGGGACCUUGCAGCAGGAUGGGCAAGGCAGGGAAGAUAUGGAGAAUGCAAUGAACUCUCCAAGGUCUGGAACCAACAUGGGUGGAAUAGAGUCCAUUGUCCAGAGGCUGCAUCAGGUAAAGUCAGAGACGCCCUCAAGAUCUGAUAGUGAGGAUGAAAGCGACUACUAUGCCGUCACCUUCAAGGAUCUCAUUGCCCGUACAAUCUCAAGAUGUGACCGGUAUGGUAAAGCACAGCAACGUGGUAAACGGAAGCGAACACCAAGGACAUCUUCAGAGCUCAGUGCGGCAAGAAAAGAGGAACUUAUGGCAACCAAGAAACUUCUUGAGAGAGUCAGUAAAAACAAAAGGGACAAAUUCAAGUUAACUAUUAAUUGCAGUACUGAUGGAAGUGAACAUGUCAGGAAUGCUGCUGCUUCAGAAGCAAUCGCAACUUUGGUGCGCAGUGUUUGGCACAAGGAAAAUCCAAAGCCAAUAGGACAGGUGAUAAAAGAAAUGGUUGCAAAGCGAUUAGCAGACCAAGAAGGAGAAGAGAAUGAUCCUAGGAACAUUGGACAAAAGCGAAAAGGACCUAUGACAAUCAAGGACAUCUUGAAUAGUAGGAGUGAUAAUGUAGUGGAAGAAUAUAAUAGAAGUGCUAAAAUUGAUGAAGAUGGUGAUGAACUACUAGUAGUUUCUGAUGGCAGUGAGAAAGAAGGAAGGGAGGAUGAAGCAGACCUUGCCAUGUCUGCUGCAGAGACUCUCAGAAAAAUGGCCAAGAGCAAUGAGCAGUGUGAUGAAAACUGUGGAGAACCUGUACCAGAUGGCCAACAGAUUCGCCGGGAAUCUGCAGUCUCUGAGAAAGCCAUUGACAUUAAAACCAAAGCAUCCAAGGAAAGAGAUGUUCAUGAUGAUGAAUCUGAUGAAGAGGAUCUAUCCCUGGAUCAUGAGCAAAGGAAAAGGGCAAAGAGAAGAAGCCGGAAGAAGAAGCGUAGAUGGGCGAGGAUGUUUGAGAAGGGAGUAAAGAUUAAUGAAGACGGGACUAUUUCUAGUGUUCCUGGACAAAAGAUGCUUAGCCAGAUGCAUGUAGGUCAGAAAGUGGGUGUCACUGACAGCAGAGAAAGUAUGGGUUUACCUGUUACCGAGAAAGACACAGAGACUCAAGCACCUGCACCUGCACCUAAACAUGAGGUAACACAGUGGCCUGCAGAAGCUGUUAAGAUGAAGGGUUCUGUUGCGCAGAAUGUAGUUCAGAUGUCAGGCGAUGUGGGAAUGGGAACAAUGAGGGCCCUUGUGGAAAAUAUUCAUGAUGAGGAUGAAGAGGUGGGGGGUGUCAUGGAAACCAAAGAAGUUCCUCGCCCCUGUAAAGAACGCGCAGCCAGUCCCAAGAGGACGCUGCCAGAGAGUAUUCCAGCUCCAAAGAAGGAGCCUCCAAAACCUGUAGUAAUUUCUCAUAGCAUUUCUCAAAUCCUCGAACAGAAAGGUUCCUCCAGCUCUGUAGAUAAUAGAAGUAGGUGUAUAAGUAGAAGCAACAGUGUGAUAUCAGCAACGCACAGUCCAGUUCAGUUAGAACCAAACACAGCGUAUGAAUCCUCAAGUAGCGACCAGGGAGCGAUGGGUCCAAGAGGGCCGGGUAAUUCGAGUCCUGUCGUAGGGCUGACAAGAAGAGAUGAAAUGAUGGGCGAAGAUAGUGCAGAAGAAGGAGGGCAAGGUGAGGUGAAGUCAAUGAGUACCGCUACCGAGUUCCUUAUCCGGAUUGCCCUGAUGCAAAAUGAUGGAAAUAGACAAGGUGCUGUAGAAACUAAAUAACAACAUAUCUUCUUGGUAUCGCAAGACUCUUAUUGUUUGAUGUAAUAUCGCUUUAUCUGAUAACACUUAGGAUCUUUCUACCUGGAUUAGGGAGAAAUAGCCAGGUUUUGGCAUUCAUUCAGUCAUGCUUCCCUUUCUGCUAAGAUAAUUUUUGAAAUGUAUUUUGAAAAAUAUUAAUAUAAAGUUAAUGAAAUCAUGUUUACCAAGAAAUUGGACACUACAUCAGUAUGAUAAUGACUUUUAAAAUCUGUGUGACAGAUUUGAAUAUUGUUCUUUACAUAGAGAACAGCUAAAUGUUUGUGAGAUAUAUCUUAAAAGUUAGUUCCCUUUUUCCUAGAUACUGAGGAAUUCUUUUUCCCAACAUUGGAAACCAACUUAGAUUUCAGUCAUUCUCAAGAAAAAUGACUUGUAUGAAACAGAGUAACAGAAAACUUGAUAAGGAGUUUUUACUAAGUAACAUACACUGUGCUGAGGAUUCGAGAUUGGAGAAUAACAUAUUUUCACAUGAAAGAAGGAUGCCUAUCAAACCUUUUUCGAAACCAGAACAGAGUAAAAUGCUCUAUCCAGAGUGGAUGAUAUAGUAAGUGCUUCAUUUGUUUUGAAUCUAAGAUGACACUUGUAUUCAAUAGAAAUGUUCUCAAUUUUCAGUGAAGACUUGGUAGGUUUCCUUUGUUAUGUGACCUUACAUUGGUCUCUUUUCUUGAAUCUACCAUAAGCUGUUCUCUUAUGGAAAGAGAAACAGUAACUCGUAGAUGACAUUUGUUAUCCAUAAGAUUGCUGUAUUUGACGAUCUUUACUAUUAUGUGUCAAGAAAAAAAUCUUUAACCCUCUUGGUUUUGAUUUUAGUUCUACAUAUUGUGAUUGUGGAAGAUUUUUUUUAAUUGAAACAAUUAGAAUAUUUAUUUUGAUGGUAAAUUCAAUGCAGAAGUUCAGGAGCCUUAGAAAUAAUGUGAUCUGUAUAAAGUAUAAAAAUAUGAAUGCUCUUGCUUUCUUGUGGCUUUAGUAAAGUAAAUAAAUACAAUUAGAAGUGUGUACUUAAAAUAUCAGGAUGAAUCUCAAAUCCAAAGAAAAAAAAGCCUUUGACCUUUUUUUAGCAAGUCAAAUGGAAAAGAAUGCAGGAGGAAAGGAGGUGAAUUUUGUAAAUUAUGUAAUAUUUUUUCUUCAAAGUUUGACUUGCUGAUGAUUGCAUUAAUUGAUGAAGAUAAGAUGAAUGAAUGCCUUAUAUGGUUGUGGUUUAUUUCAAUCAUGACUUAACCUGAUUAAGUAUUUUGUAAAUAAUUAAUAAAAAACAAACAAAAGAAAUCACUGUAGUGUACAAAGUGUAUCUUAAGAAAAAUCACACAGAUAUACCAAAGAGAUUGUGUAUGCAGAAUGUCACAUGAUCAAGUAUUGUCAUAUAAUUGGUAGGUGUCACAUGUAGUAUUUUGUCAUGUGAUCAAGUUGUCUUGUUUGAUUAGAUUGCCAUGGGUUAUGCAUUGUUAUUAAAAGUUAUUGAGGUUAUUUCCAUAUCAAAUUUGUCACAUCAAUAUUUCAUGUAAGUCACACAAUCAUAAUAGAUGUUUAGUCUCCACUAAUAAUUUUCUUUGACAUUGGAAACAUACCUUUCUGUUCAUGUGAUUGACAUUAAAUUGAUUUUUUCAUUCAUAUGUCAUCAGUAUUGGACGUAUACCAUAUGCUUUUGUAAAGCGAUACAUUUUUAAUAUUUUUGCAAGAUAUGUAUUUUGUUGCUAAACAGUAUUAUUUGUUGCUCUUAUUGGACUUUCAGAGGGUGCUUUCUAUGUCCCAUUAUGCUCACAAUUCUGUCCAACUAUCUCGUAGAUCAAGGGGAAUUCUUUUUGUCAGAUUUCAUGCCUUUUAUUCCAUCAUCUUAUCACAGCACUGAGCACGCCAUAUGUAAUUACAGUGUUAGGAUUUCAUGUGGGUUGACAAUUCAAAAUGAAAAGCAGAUUAAAUAAGACAUCAGGGGUUUGAAAGAGUUGCGUUCAAGCGCAUGUCCCGAAUGCUGGUGCUUCAUUGGCUGAAAAUCAAGUUGCGCAAGAUUUUUUGAGUUGCGUUUGAUUGCAGCUCUUUCUGCAAUGGGCCCCUGGCCUGGACCCUGUUGCAUAAAAUUACUAUUAUGGUAAGUUUGCAAUCCAAAGGUAACUUCCAUGGUAAAAGUGCUCAUCGGCCAAUCAAAAUCAAGGAUUCCUUUAAAGAUACCAUUGGAUAGCCAAAUACCAUGAUACCAAUAACUCUUAUGCAAUGGGGUCCAGGUGGAAUAUUUACUGUCAAUGUUAUUAUUCCACCGAUUCCCUUGAUACCCUCCACCUAAGUCACAAUUAGUUGGUAAGGAUAAGGACUUUAUUAACUCAAGGUGGUACACCACUUUACUAUGGUCGAGAUCGAAUCUGGUUUUCAUUUUCAAAUUGGCUAUAAUUUUUAAAAUAUUGUGUGUAUCAUCACUGUUACAUAGUUUGGGGGAAAAUAUGCAAGUUUGAAUUAAUAAUUAUUACAAGGUUUGAUCAAAAAGUUGCUGAUUUGCAGGUUAAGAUGUUUUUUUUUCACCACCCCCCCCCCCCCAAUAGGAAUUGCUUACAAUAAGGAGUGAGUGAUGAUAUUAAACAGGUUUGAUUCAGGAAUGUCCCAACUGAUUGCAAUGUAAAUGGUAUUGAUGUCAUCAGUACAAUAUGUGUAGUAGCUGCUAACCCAGCUUUUAGGAUAGGAGAAAAUGAUUUUCAAAAAUCUCCACAGGGAUGAGGGACACACUUUACCUUUAUUGGUUAAGGGCAAUGUUGUAUCAAAUUACUCUUUGGACUAGAAUUCUAGUCUGAUGUUCUAGUCUGAGUGCUAUGUUAUGGAGUAGUCCUUUAUGCAAGUGAUAUGAUCAUGUAGCCAUGUUAUUGAUGAAUACAUUCUAUAUAUGUAUGUACAUUUGAAAGUGGAAAUAAUGUCGAAGAAAGGAAUCAUCUUGUACAGUGCACAUUGUAAACAUUUGGUGCUGUUUCAGACUUUGAAUCAAUGCAAAGUUUGGAGAAUUUUUGAUGCUGUGAAUUCUUUAAUAGUUUUGUACCAAUUAGUAAUGCUUUUUUUUUUUCGUUGCAUUCAAAUGAAGCCAAUUAGACAUGUAAAUUACAUUCUUGGUUUUCUCCAUCAGCAGGCAGGGAUUCAUUUUUUUUGUCUAGAUCAUCAUAUUUUAUUGAUUAUUUGUGCACUUGUUCUUAAUUAUGUACUGAACUUUCUCCAUAGAAGCCAGUUUUCAUUAUUCUUAAUCAUUUCAUUAUUUUAUGUUGUGUUUCACAUGGAAUUAAAUGGAAUUGAAUUAGAAUUAAUGCUCAAGAUACAGUGCGGACAUGGUAUUCAACACGCAAUCUCAUUGAUUACUGGGCAGUUGGGCUCAUUCGUGACCCAUGUGGCGAUACUCCCAGAUCCGUAUUUCAAAGUUUUGUUUUAAGAAUAAUUUCCAUUCAAAUAUUUUUCAACAAAUUACUUGGGUGGCACUAGCCACCUGGACAAGGAUGUAAGCUUUAACAUGUCUGAUACAACUACAAAAGAACCCCUUUUUUACAUCGAAGUAUUUGACGACCAUGUACUUCAUAGGAUUGUGAAAUGUAAAGAGUUGAAAGUAAUAUUUCAUCCAAUUGAUGGGCCUCUUUCAACAGUUACCUCUAAUCGAUUGAUUUGAAUUAAUUGAUUGCAAAGCUGAAUAGCACAUUAGAUUUUAACAGAUGUUACAAGAUCGUCCUUCCCAACCAGUCUUGAAUUGCACUGGCUUCAUUUGAAUUAAAGAAUUGUUUUUUCAAAUUUACUACAGGCCUUUUCACACGCGAAUCUUGAAUCAUCAUUCGUCUUUAGAAUCAUCGGACCUUUCACAUGGAAAAUUUGUACGUAAUUUGAGUGAAACUUAACUGGAACUCACCUCCGGAGUAGAAUUUGAAUUUGUGAUUGUGAUUAGCGUUCGUGAUUCUAAUUUGGUUUCACACAUGCUAAAAAUUGGUCAUUAGCCUUAUUUUUCACUGGAAUCAAUCAUUCAAAUUACAAUUUUUUACCGUGUGAAAGGGCGGUACAAAACACUAACAUGUUAUAACUAGGCUCCGAGGUAUUUCUUACUAUAAUCUGGCUCAUGUAAUUGUGUCGGUUUGUCUUUUUGUGCCUGGUUUCUCCAUGGCAGGUCCCGAAUCACUGAAAUUAAGGCCAUGAAAAAAAUUGAUUCAUUUUAAGUGCUUAUGCCCUAAUGGGAAAAGCAUACUAUAAGUAACACAAAUAUGAUAAGAUAAUUGUAUCUUUUAUGUUGGAAGCGUUGGAUGGCUUUGCUCUUAGUUGUAAUAAUAUACCUAAUUUGUCUUGUUCAGGAGCUUUUGGAGUGAUUUCUUUUGAAAAUAAAGUAGACAUACAUCACAUCACAGUCUUGUUUUUAAAUAUGAAUCACAAGUAGGGCUUGGAUGGUAAUGAUUCUGAAGAUGAAAAGCAUUUGUAUAGCACCAUUUAUCUGUGAGUCAUUCAAAGGUGCAGUCUCCCACACUCUGUCACUCUAUUCACAAAGCUAAUGAGAAAGAUAGAUUUUUAGUUUAGAAUUUAGCAUAUGGACAUUAUUCAGGUCACAGUACAUGUACAUGUAUACACAGUAUUUUUGCUAUUUCUUGCAUCACGAUUGAUAAUUUUUAUUUAUUUAAUACGCCAUUUAGUGAUAAAUUAUGUAAGAAGAGAUAGGAAUUCAUGCAAUAUAGGAAUUUAAUUAGACUUCUACCCACUAUAAAGAAUUGCUUUUGUUGGAUAAUCUUCCACUUAUUUUGGUGCUUAUGUUCCAUCUCUGUUCCUUAUCAAGCAUUAAUAAGAUAAUGAGGUCAAAAAUCGAUAUAUUUGAGAAUUUCAUGUACUUGGAAUUAAAGGAAUGCAUUCUUGGCAAUUUGUCUCAGAAAUUUAUUUAUAACUUGCAUUGGAAGUGCACUGUACCUACAUUUUCUGAAAUAUAUUAUGCAGGAAAUAAGCUCUCUUUUCUAUUUAUUGUAUAUUUAUGUUUAAUAUGGAAGAUGUGUAUAAAGAAUAAUUUGUUUUCUCCUUCUGUGCCCACAUUUCUUUACAAGUUGAACUGUCUGAUUUUGACAUUUAAAGGAGUUGGUUUAGAAUAUUGCUACAUGUAUUUUUCUUCAAUUUCUUCGAUAUUCUCAUAGAUCUUUCUAUUUCCCUGCUGUCCUCCCCUUUUCUUUUUCCAUCCUUUUUCUCAGCCAUUCCACUUCUCUCUUUUCAUUUGUUCACAAUCUUCAUCUGUCUUUCUUCUUGAUUAGUUGUGUUCUAUUCAUUUAACAGAAUUGACGCUCUAAGAGUCAUUGCAGAGUACAAACUAAAGUUAAAAUUGAAACUUACCAUGCUUAAGACUGUGAUCAGUUAAAAAAAAGCCUGUCUACCAAACAUUGAGGGGAAAAACACAGUAGAGUUAUUCAUACAGAAUAUUUGUGUAUUUAAGGCUAUUGAGAGUAAUGAACAGAUAUGAAUAUAAACAUGUACAUGUAAGUUACCUAUGUGAACAAUACUACCAUGUAUGUAGAUAAUUGGCUGCCACUAGUCAAUGUGAAGAAUGCUACCUGUGUAGGUUGUGACUUGGCUAUGACUAAUCAAUGUGACCAGUGCCACCCAUUAUACAGGUUGUGACUUGGCUAACACUAAAAGUGAGCAGUGCCACUUAUGUACUUUGUUACUUGGCUGUGACUAGUCAAUGUGAACAGUGCCACUGUGUAUUACAAGUACUUGGCCGUAACCUGUUACUUGGCUGUGACUUAUCACUGUGAAGGGUACCACCCAUUAUACACGUUGUAACUUGGUUGCCACUAGUCAAUGUGAACAGUGCCACUGUGUAUUACAAGUACUUGGCCGUCACCUGUUACUUGGCUGUGACUUACCACUGUGAACGGUAUUACCCAUUUUACAGGCUGUGACUUGGCUGCUGCCAGUCAAAGUGAGCAGUGUCACUGUUGGUUUUGACUAGUCGAUGUGAUCGGUGCCAUCUUGUAUCAUUAUUGUUGAGUAUAAGAAUUGAGCUUCAUGAUGGUAUUGAUAGUAUAUAGUGUAUAAGCAUUGUGUAAAAGUUGGGGAUGUUGUCUACCAUAAGGUCCCUUGAGCUCUAACUUUGUCAAUCAAAUUCUACUUAUUAGUAAUUCAUUACUGUAUUUGACAUUCAAAUCAAUCAAAACAAAGGAAUAAAUACAAUCAUAGCAGAAAAAGGCACCUAAGACUCAAAUAAGAAGAGGUGCUGCAGGGGUACAUUGUAGAAAGAGAUGUAUUAAUCUCAACUGGAAAAAUUAUUGACCAUUACCAUUUAUUAAUUUUAUUUUCUUGAGGAGUGGGGUUGUAUUUAACAAUCACAACAUGCUUUAAUAUUUUGCACUAUCAGUGCUGUUUGGCUAUGUGCAUGUAGGCCCUAGUUUUUUAAUAGUAAAAUCUUCUUUAAGAUAAAUGUUGAAAUGGGUAUGUUCAGCUCUCAAGAUAUGUGAAGUGUUUGAUUCUUCUAUUGUGAUGUUACAGUUGCUGCAGAAAAUUAAGAGCAACCUUAAGAUAUUCAACUUUCUUAUGAAUGACAAUAAAGUAAUAAAUGUUGAACUAAAUUCGGUAUUUCAAUUUCCAUUUGAAUCAGAAUUAUCAUUACAAAAUAUCCAUACUAAUUCUAGACAGAUUGUUGAAGAUGAUCAGCCGGUACCUGACAUGGCUACAGGCCAUGCAGCUAACUGUUAGAUAUACAUGGUUACAUAUUCUAAUUUUGGACGUCAGUCUGGCUGAUUUCAUUACAUACUCAGAGGACUAUGAAGCCAGUAUCCAAUAAAAACUCCCCAUGUUCAUUGUCAAAAUUGGACGAUUUUAAGAAAAGUGAUCUAUAUUAUUUAUCUUGAAUAUUCACAUAACCAGUAUUAUUUGGGGGAUAUACCUACUCUAUUGCUUUGCUUCACAUUUGUGUAACAAUAACAUGAUUUGGGGGUCAGUGAUAAGCCAUAGUACUCAUGUUGACUUUAUACAGACAUGGGCACUGCACAGAGAAAUUAAUGUAUGGAACCAGUAUGUCAGCCUGGCAAUUUCAGCUUUUUUUUUUAAAUUAAAGAAUCAUAAUUAUAUAUGAGGGCAUUUGAAGAGCAAUCUUUUGUAGUGGACCAUCUUCUAUACUCUAUUUGUACCAUGACAAACAUUUGAAAGCUCACAACGAAUUUUCUUCAUCUUAAUAAAAUAGCACACUGCCUCAAUGACAGUUUAUCACAUUUUGAAGAACUCUUCCUUUUCCAGCUCUUUUGAAAUUCCAGGACAUUUCUGCCAAUGUUGAGUGGAAAGAUGGAUGUGCAGAAAAGAUAAGAUACCUUGAAAUUCGCAGUGAACAGGUGUCUUUUGUCCUGUAUCCUCUAUUUUUAUCAGAAAGAUGCGGAAGAGCUGGCAUGUGAAUCCUAGUAGAUGAGUCUAAUCAAGUUUGGAACCCAUUGAUAACUGAAGUCUGUAAUUCCCAUAGACUCUGUACAGAACUCACAUGGUUCCAGUAUGCAACAGUCAAUGUUCUGUGAUGUAUUUUAACCUAUGUCACCAGUUUCUUUCAAAUGGUAUUUUUCUAGCCCAGAUAUCAUAGAAGUUGAUUGUAAUUUUGAGUUCAAGUGUAAGGUAUUAUGUACAUAAUUUGACGGCAAGAAUUCAGAACGAUACCAUACACCAUGAAAAGACAUAUGUGGGACUACAUUGCAUGUCCUUUACAACAUCUAAGUUCGUGGGUUAUUGGUGAGAUAUUCAUGAUGGUAAACAAAAACAAAAAAUGAGUAUUAUGUUGUCUUCUGUUUCAAUUUUUGCCAUCUUGCCUUUAAAGAUUUAUGAUCGUUACUAAUAAAUGAGACAGAAUCUUGUUCUGCUAAGUCUCUUGAA